Plodia interpunctella (Indianmeal moth) is the source of this 3908-nucleotide messenger RNA. RefSeq names its product sodium/potassium-transporting ATPase subunit alpha-like. Lineage: Eukaryota; Metazoa; Arthropoda; Insecta; Lepidoptera; Pyralidae. The coding region runs from base 1325 to 3886 and encodes 853 amino acids. Gene Ontology annotation, biological process: sodium ion export across plasma membrane; proton transmembrane transport; intracellular sodium ion homeostasis. The transcript is spliced from 16 exons. Gene Ontology annotation, molecular function: ATP hydrolysis activity; ATP binding; P-type sodium:potassium-exchanging transporter activity. The record is from RefSeq and is a predicted model, not a curated record. Gene Ontology annotation, cellular component: plasma membrane.
CCUAACGUGUCCAUAAAUUCAUUUUUAAAGAUAUUAAUAUUUUAACUUUACCCUCUCAAUACAUAUUUGUUAACAUUAUGCAUGUCCGGAAAAAUUUAAACUUAUUUAAAAAAGUUGGUGAUUACACUGAUAGAGCCUUACGUAAUAAAGAUAAAUUGUCUGUCCCCGGGCAUCGGUUGGCCAAAGUUAGAACGUCUUUUGUUGGGAACUGUAUCCGUUUUUAUAACAAAUUGCCUAAAUGGAUUCUUGAUUUGCCGGACAAAAAAUUUAGAAAUUAUAUGAAAGAAGUACUUUGUAAAAAGGCAUAUUACAAGUCUGAUGAUUAUGUGAACGACAAUAAUGUCUGGCCCAAGCAUGGUGCAGUAUCCUCAUAAGAUAUGUAAUUGAUUUAUGACAUUAUUACGUACGUUUUGUACAUUUAGCUUUUUAUUUAUAUAUAUAUAUAUAUAUAUAUUGUGUGACAAUUUUCAAUAAUUUUAUUGGAAAUACAUAUUUUAUUUUAUUUAUUUAUUCAAAUUUUGACAUUUUUAAUAAUGAUGUAAAUAUUCGUCCUCCUAAUUUUUAUUAUAUAUAUAUAUAUAUAAGACCUAUAUUUGUUAAUUGACGUCCUUGGAGAAAAGGCUGCGGUGAAGUUUGUUGCGCCGCUUCUUCUUCACUUGCGCUUUGGAAGCCGGCAGUAGACUUUUAAGUAAUUUUUUUGACGUCAAUAAGUGAUGUAUAUCAUCCUAAAUUGAAUAAAGAAAUUUGAAUUUGAAUUUUGACCUACAAGAAAGAACGAUGCUUUGCUCAAAUAAAAUUCGGAAUUAAAAGAAGAGCCAAAAAAUCCACCUCAAAGAAAGUAGUAUUUAAACGAUCUAUUUAAAAUUAAUUUAUAAAUCGGAGCAUUUAGCGCCACCUAUGAGAGAAUACAGGUUUUUCGCUAAUCUCAUAUGGAACCAUCUGGGAACAAUAGCUUUUUCCUGAAUAAAAAGUAUCCUAUGUCCUUCUCUGUACUCAAUUAUGAAGAGGUUACAAACUUACUUUCGCAUGUAUAAUAUUAGUUGGGACUGGGAUACUUGCAGAGCAUAAAUAAAUAUAUCAGCACAAAUCACACAGAUUGAGCUAGCCCCAAAGUUCUAGACUUGUGUUAUGGGAUACUAAUUCAACGAUACUAUAUUUUAUAACAUAUACAUACAUAUAUAAAUAAACAUCCACCGACCGACUACUAUAUUAUUGUAUCAAAGUAAUAUGUUCGUAUUUUUCGUAGCCCAGUUGUAUACGAUGUUGGGAACUGAUCCAACUAAUGGACUGACAUCAAACAGAGCGGCAGAGCUGUUAGACUACUAUGGACCGAAUAGGCUCACACCGGCGACUCAAAAUGGUUGGGCGACGGUACUUUUUAAAUCAUUGUGUACAGAUAAUGAAGACAUUCAACAACAUGAUUCCCGUGUGCACGAGAUGUAUCCGCGAUGGCCUGCUCUACGUCGAGACGCCCGUGGUCAACUUGGUCAAAGGCGAUAUAGUCAAAAUCCAAGCCGGAGACAUUGUACCUGCCGACAUCAGAAUCAUAAACAGCAAAGGAUUUAAAGUGGACAAUUCUUCAUUGACUGGAGAAAGUGUAGCAGUGCCGCGCAGCAACAGCGAAGGUGUCGCCAACAUCCUGGAAUCACCUAACGUUGCAUUCUUUUCUACUCAAUGUGUCGAAGGCUGGGCAAUGGGCGUAGUGAUAUGCUGCGGCGACCUGACAGCACUGGGCCGGGUGGCUGGUCUGGUGGCCCGACUUCGGCCGGCGCCCUCUCCCCUUGCUCGAGAAAUCAAGCGUUUCAUGCGUUUCGUCUCGAUCUGGGCUUUAUUGCUCGGCGUGCUUAUUGCUUUUUCAUCCUUGAUGCUUGGAUAUCCAUUUAUGCAAACAACCAUAUUUGUAAUUGGCAUCAUAGUGGCAAAUGUUCCAGAAGGUUUGCAGCCAACAAUCACGGCUUCAUUGACUCUCACAGCUCAGAAUAUGGUAAAAAAGAACUGCCUUGUAAAGAACUUGGAAGCUAUCGAGGCGUUGGGCGCUUGCAACGUGAUCUGUUCGGAUAAAACCGGGACUCUAACUGAGAACAAAAUGGGUGUGCAGAAUGUAUGGAUGGCCAACAAGACUUAUUUAAUAACUGACCCUGAAUUCGCAAAUGUAGCACAGUAUCAUGAAGCUUUUGCUGCAAUGACAUUAUGCGGUGCUCUAUGUACUAGCGCAAGGAUACAACUUGAAGGUGGCAUCCAGGGCGACGCUUCGGAGACAGCUAUUUUAAAAUUUUUAGGUCAAUAUGACGACAUUACUUUAAUAAGAGAAAGAUUUCCUAAAGUCGCUGAAAUACCUUUUAAUUCCACUAAUAAAUAUCAAGUAGGAAUUCAUCUUGUCACAUCAUCUUCAAGAUAUUUGCUGGUGAUGAAAGGGGCACCAGAAUGCAUACUACCUCGUUGCUCAACAAUCACACUUGAAAAGAAAACUGUCGAUUUCUCCAAAGAGCUACGGCUAGCAGCGGAGAAAUCAUGUGAUAACCUUGCCAACACUGGUGAAAGAAUUUUAGCAUUUGCAGAUUUAAUGUUGGAUCCUAAUAAGUUUCCUUUUAAUUAUAAAUUUGAUGGAGACAACAUAAAUUUCCCAUUGGAAAAUUUACGUUUCAUUGGAUUGAUGGGAUUGAUAGACCCACCACGACAGGAGGUAAAAGAAUCAAUAGCAAGGGUGAGAGCGGCAGGUGUCCGCGUUAUGAUGGUGACAGGAGAUCACCCGGCCACGGCGCGCGCCAUCGCUCGGGAGGUCGGCAUUGCGACCUCGUCUUGUCAUGUUGUCACCGGCACUGAACUCAGAAACAUGACCUCGGAAAUACUGUACUGGACUCUUGAAAAGCACUAUGAGAUUGUAUUCGCGCGCACGUCUCCAACUCAAAAGCUGCAAAUAGUGGAGGCGUGCCAACGACGCGGCAGCGUGGUGGCGGUCACCGGCGACGGAGUCAACGAUGCCCCGGCGCUACGUCGAGCUGACAUUGGGAUAUCCAUGGGAAUCACUGGCUCCCAAGUAUCCCAACAAACUGCUGACAUUAUUUUGAUGGAUGAUAAUUUUUCUACUAUAGCGGUCGGCAUCGAAGAAGGUCGAAGGAUAUUUGACAAUUUAAAAAAGUCCGUUUGCUACAUUUUAAUUUCCAACGUACCAGAAAUUCUACCGGUUCUGAUGUUUAUAAUGUUCUCAAUACCAUUGCCAUUAGGAGUGAUGACGAUACUCUGCAUAGAUUUGGGCACGGAUAUGUGGCCCGCAGUAGCUUUAGGCCACGAGCGAGCAGAGGCCGACGUCAUGGCGCGACCGGCUCGAUCGUCUGAGCCUCUUGUCUCUGCACGAAUGCUCAGACUUGUUUACGGACACUUGGGCUUAAUAGAAUUUUGUGCUGGGAUGUAUGCAUACUUCAUGGUCAUGGCAUCACACGGAUUUUAUCCUAGUGAUUUAUUUGGUAUAAGGAAGGCCUGGGACGACGAAGCAGUUAGUGACGUGCGCGACUCAUUGGGCCAAGAGUGGACGUAUCCAGAACGUAAAGAGCUGGAACGCGCUUGCCAAGCGUCCUACUUUGUGGCCGUUGUUAUUACUCAGAUGAUGAACGGCGUCAUCUGCAAAACUAGAUACAACUCGCUGUUCCAUGUCGGUAUGCGUAACCAUGUUCUGAACUUGGGAUUGGUGUUCGAACUAGUUCUGGCAAGUGUUAUAUGCUAUGUACCUGGUAUCAACGGAUUCUUUCGGACAUACCCACUAAAAUGGCAGUGGUGGUUCUUGGCACUGCCAUUUUCAGCGCUGAUGUUUGCAUUUGAUGAAUUUAGAAAGUACUGCAUUCGCCACAAGUUAAUCGGAGGAUGGUAUAAUGAUAUGACAUGUUACUGAGAUAAUAUAUAUAAAUGGGAAA